AUGACUGCCGCUCCUCCGCAUCGAUCCUGCGGGGACUCCUCGGUCUACCACGGUCCGCGGUGCGAGCCUGCGAGCUGGUGCGACCUGGAAGUGACGAUAGCCGGAGGCGGUCAUCGCGGGAACAUGUAUUGGUAA
Molecule: messenger RNA, 135 nt
Organism: Geosmithia morbida
Lineage: Eukaryota; Fungi; Ascomycota; Sordariomycetes; Hypocreales; Bionectriaceae
Exons: 2
Coding region: 1-135 (44 amino acids)
Source: RefSeq, a predicted model, not a curated record